Messenger RNA from Helianthus annuus (common sunflower), 1429 nucleotides. Its product is annotated as CRS2-associated factor 2, mitochondrial. Gene Ontology annotation, biological process: Group II intron splicing. The transcript is spliced from 5 exons. Lineage: Eukaryota; Viridiplantae; Streptophyta; Magnoliopsida; Asterales; Asteraceae. Bases 144 to 1184 code for a protein of 346 amino acids. The record is from RefSeq and is a predicted model, not a curated record. Gene Ontology annotation, molecular function: RNA binding.
CGUUUAGAGUUUAGACAAAACCAGAAUCCACGCUUGCGGCUUGUUUUCAUGUCUUCCUUCAUAUGUUCAAGCCAUAAAUAUAGCCAUAAGGCUUGAUUUUGCUGGGGUUUAGGUCGUCUUGAGUUCUUGCCGAGUUGCCGGAAAUGCUAAAACUUAUUUCACGGCGGCGCCACCACAAACAACCACCAAUCACCUUCAUCAUUUCCCGCCAAUUAACAAAAUCCCAUUUUGAAGACGACCCCCCUUUCUCCCCAAUCCCCAAAAAACCCCAAAAUCAGCAACCCCACAAACAAGAUUCACCAAACAACAAACCCCAAAACAAUUAUCCUCUAAAGUCCAACUUACCCUUUGAUUUCAGGUACUCAUACUCUGAAACAAACCUAUCUGUUGACCCAAUUGGGUACCGGGAAACACCCAAGUUCUCACCUUUCGGGCCGGGUCGGCUUGACCGGAAAUGGACCGGCACGGCGGCGCCGUUGCAGGAGGUGGUGGAUGUGAUGAAAGUUGAAGAAGAGAGGAGGAAGAUUGUUGGGGAACCGUUGGAUGAGGAGGAAGUGUUGGAGCUUGUUGAACGGUAUCGGCAUAGUGAUUGCUCUAGACAAAUCAAUUUGGGAAAGGGCGGGGUCACUCACAACAUGAUCGAUGACAUCCAUAACCAUUGGAAAAAAGCCGAAGCUGUGAGGAUCAAAUGCUUAGGCGUCCCAACUCUUGACAUGGACAACGUGUGUUUCCAUCUCGAGGAUAAAUCUGGUGGGAAGAUUAUAUACCGACAAAUUAAUAUCUUGCUAUUGUAUCGGGGACGACACUAUAACCCUAAAGAUAGGCCCGUUAUUCCCUUAAUGCUGUGGAAGCCGUAUCCACCGAUUUAUCCCAAGCUUAUAAAGAAUGUUGCUGAUGGGUUGACGUUUGAAGAAACGAAGGAAAUGAGGAACCGAGGACUUAAUUCUCCACCCGCCAUGAAACUAACAAGAAACGGCGUGUAUGUUAAUGUGGUAGAGAAAGUGAGAGAGGCCUUUGAAUCCAAAGAAGUUUUAAGGAUUGAUUGUACCCAUGUGGGUAUGAGUGACUGCAAAAGGAUUGCUGUGAAGUUAAGGGAUUUGGUGCCUUGUGUCCCUAUCUUGUAUAAAGAUGAACAAAUCAUCAUUUGGAGGGGGAACAAAAACCUUGUAGAUGUUGUAAAGUAAAAGCGCGGUAUCAUAGUGUUUCAUCGUUAAGAUAAACGUAAUUGGCUUAAGUUCGAUUAGGGAAGGCUGAGGUUGCCCAAAGAAGCAUUUGAUCGAACAGUUGGAGGGCUUUGUGUACGUUGGUGACUAUGGGAGGACCAAGAGUAGGGGUGAACAUGGGUCGGUUUGUUUGUUGUUGAUCAAAACCGCCUCGAUAACUAAUGUUUUGCUUUUUAGAUUUUAUAAGAGAUCGGUUUCGGUUACAA